Symsagittifera roscoffensis is the source of this 1803-nucleotide messenger RNA. Its product is annotated as tyrosine--tRNA ligase, cytoplasmic-like. Lineage: Eukaryota; Metazoa; Xenacoelomorpha; Acoela; Convolutidae. The transcript is spliced from 9 exons. Gene Ontology annotation, molecular function: tRNA binding; tyrosine-tRNA ligase activity; ATP binding. The coding region runs from base 29 to 1672 and encodes 547 amino acids. The record is from RefSeq and is a predicted model, not a curated record. Gene Ontology annotation, biological process: tyrosyl-tRNA aminoacylation.
GAUAAACUUAUUAAAUAGAGGGUGUGUAAUGGACGCGGAGGAGAAGCUGGCCGGUAUAAAGAGUAACCUGCAGGAGGUUGUUGGGGAGGAGAAGGUUAAAGAGAUCCUCCAGUCGGGAAGAGACCUCAACAUCUACUGGGGCACAGCUACAACUGGCAAACCGCACAUUGCUUACUUUGUACCCAUGGCCAAAAUAGCCGACUUCCUACGCGUGGGCUGUCACGUGACAAUACUGUUCGCAGACUUGCACGCAUAUCUGGACAACAUGAAAGCGCCUUGGGAACUACUAGCUCUUCGCACUCAAUACUACGAGGCCAUAAUCAAGGCCAUGCUGGAAUCCAUAGGAGUGUCUCUGGAAAAGCUGAAAUUUGUGAGGGGCACAGACUUCCAGUUGAGCAGAGAGUACACUCUGGACGUGUACAAAUUGUCCAGUCUGGUCACAGAACACGAUGCUAAAAAGGCGGGCGCCGAAGUUGUUAAACAAGUGGACCACCCACUCCUAUCAGGUCUUCUCUAUCCGGGACUACAAGCUCUGGACGAGGAAUAUCUAAAAUGUGAUGCUCAGUUCGGAGGUGUCGACCAAAGGAAAAUAUUCAUGUUUGCUGAGAAGUACCUCCCCCACCUCGGCUACGCUAAGAGAGCCCACUUGAUGAACCCAAUGGUACCUGGACUAACAGGCGGCAAAAUGAGCUCGUCAGACCCGAAUUCGAAACUAGAUAUUUUGGAUUCGGCGUCGGCAGUGAAGAAGAAAAUAGCCAAGUCGUUUUGCGAAGAGGGAGAGACAGAGAACAACGGAGUGUUACAGUUUGCAAAACAUGUCAUCUAUCCACUAAUAGGGAAAUCAGGUAGCCCAUUCGAAGCUGAGACAGGUUUCACAAUAAAGCGACCGGAGCAGUUCGGCGGUGAUAAAGUGUACCCUACUUUCGAGCAACUCAGCUCCGACUUCGCCCAGAAGCUACUCCACCCGGGAGAUCUGAAGACCAACGUGGAGAGGUACCUGAAUGUGUUACUGGACCCAAUCAGAAAGCAGUUCGAGGAGUCGGUAGAGUUGAAGAAACUGGUUGCUAAGGCUUACCCUGAAGAGGAGAAAGACAAGAAGAAAGGAGGAGGAAAUACGAAGGCAGCUGCUGGAGACAGCAAAACACCAAACAGUGGCCCCUCGCCUUCCCAAUUAGACUUGAGAGUGGGUAAGAUAGUGGACGUCAAACAGCACCCGGAUGCAGACUCGCUCUUCGUGGAGACUGUGGACUUCGGACCAAGUGGAGCUGAAGGUGAAGAGGGAGAGAGGAGGACUAUUGUGAGUGGACUUGUAGGAAGAGUCCCAAUCGAACAGCUACAAGGUCUUCUGGCCGUGUUUGUAUGCAAUCUGAAACCAGUGAAAAUGCGAGGCAUCGAAUCCCAGGGAAUGCUGCUGUGUGCAGUGAAUGAGAACGGAACAGAGCCAGUGCCAGCACCUCCCAAUGCACUUCCAGGGGACCCAGUAUUGAUAUCGGGACAUGAGCGAAAUCCAGAUGAAGUGCUCAAUCCAAAGAAGAAAAUAUGGGAGGCACUGCAAGUUGAUUUAAGCAGCAACGAGACGGGUGAGGUGUUGUGGAAAGAUUAUAACCUAAUAUGCACAAGCGAAGAGACAAAAGUGAAAGUUGAAAAAGUGUUCAAUGCUUCGAUCAGGUGAACUGAAAUUAUUGAAUUGCCUUUGGUCAACAAUCUGAUCUUAAUAUGACUUGAUGUAUGAAAAAUUUUGAUAUUUAAAUGCUGAACGUUUGUACAUAAACAUGCUUUUUGAUCUUCGUUGAAUAAGAAUUG